AUGAACACAAACUUCUUCAAGUGGGUUUUAGUUUUAUUUUUUUUAUCCAGUUAUUUUACUAUAGGAUUUCAAAUAUCAGAGAAACAAAUGUCGCUUAGAACAGUUAGAACAAUACUUGCAGCUUUUGAACAAGCGGAAGGAGUCGGUGCCAAGGUUCGUCGUUCCAUUGGUACUAUGAACAUGAGGAAAUUCAAUCCAUUUUUGAUGCUUGAUGAUUUCUCGGUUAGCGCUCCUGCUGGGUUCCCAGAACACCCCCAUUUAGGUCAGGAAACGAUUACGUUGAUUCUUAAGGGUGCAGUUGCUCACGAAGAUUUCACUGGAUCGAAGGGUGUCUUAUAUCCGGGAGAUUUACAAUUCAUGACCGCCGGAAAGGGUGUUGUUCAUUCAGAAAUGCCAGUCCCACAACCAGACGGAUCGCCAACGGUAGGCAUGCAAUUGUGGGUUGAUUUACCAGAGUCGUUAAAGGAAUGCAAGCCUCGUUACAGAGACUUGAAGAGUUACGAAAUUCCAGAAGCCGUUGAACAGGAUGGAAAAUUACGUAUUAAGGUUAUUUCAGGUAAGGCUUAUGGUGUGGAAUCGUUGAAGGACUUGGCAUACACCCCAGUUCAGUAUUACUAUUACACCAUGAAGCCUGGAGCUACUUUCAAGCAAGAAAUGCCUAAGGAUUUCAACUUUUUCUUAUACGUUAGAGAAGGUAACACCUUAGUUGUCAAUGGAGACACUAAGGUUGAAAAACACCACAACUGUUUCUUCAACAUGGAUGGUGAUGGAAUUACCGGUGAAAACCCAGCAUCUUCUACUGAGGACGUUGAGUUUGUUUUGGUCGGUGGAAAAACCUUAAACCAAGAAGUUUUCCAAUACGGUCCAUUCGUAGCAACUUCCGAACACAGAAUACAGCAGGCCUUCUCCGAUUACAGAUCUGCUCGUAAUGGCUUUGACAACUUAAGAACUUGGGAUUCGUUAAUUAGCGGUGGUGUAACCGAUGACAUGGUGUGUGGUGAAUUGAAGGGUAGUCUUGAUGAUAGAGAAAAAGAAAGAUUAGCUUACCUUCAUAAUAAGGAAUCAAAAAAGGAUGAACUUUGA
Debaryomyces hansenii CBS767 is the source of this 1083-nucleotide messenger RNA. RefSeq names its product pirin family protein. Bases 1 to 1083 code for a protein of 360 amino acids. The record is from RefSeq and is a predicted model, not a curated record. Lineage: Eukaryota; Fungi; Ascomycota; Pichiomycetes; Serinales; Debaryomycetaceae. The transcript has a single exon.